CAUUGUCAAAUAACGCGAUCCGUUCCCUCCCUCCUCUCUGGCCCGUAAUCCCUUUGGGCUUUUGGGCCUAAACGGAACUCCUCCCUUUUACAUAUUUUAUUAACAUUCUGACCAAUGUACCCCCUCCUCCUAAUCUUCACAGCAUGCAGGGAUUUAAGGUAGUUAUGCUAUACCCUCCUACACUGGAUGCAUGGGCAUUUUGGUAAUCAACUGACGUAUGACUUGUAUAUACAGACACUAGUUCUGCCACCCAAGGAUCUUCCUCACUUACCCUUCCCCCCACCUUCUCCAAUGGAAGAAGAUGAUCAGAAAGAACUGCAACUACUACCUUCACCCUCUUCAAAACACCUCUCUGCCAGGAUGUCAGGUUCCUCUGAGAGAUCACAUUCAAGAGCAUCUGGGUCUUGCGAUGGAUCGCUUGACCUGCAGUUGUCCAUCAGCCUUCAACCAUUCCGGCCGCCAUCUGAUUGUAUGCUGGCAAGACACCACAGUGAGCAUGACCUUAACAAAAGCACCAACUACAGCUGUGUAGAAGCUUUGAAGUGGCAAGCUGCAGAGCAAAUUCGAUUAGCUGCUAUUGAGAAGGCUUAUGCAGAGAGAGUUAGGGAGCUAACAAGGCGGGAGAUGGAAUUGGCGCAAUCAGAUUUUGCACGAGCAAGACAGAUUUGGGAGAGAGCACAGGAAGCGGUGGAGAAGGCUGAGAGAAUGAAAGAGAAGGCAACCCGUCACAUAGAUUCUACGUGCAUGGAAAUCACUUGUCAAGCUUGCCGCCAGCGGUUUCGACCUUACCAGUGAAGAUUCAGACCAGGGGUUUGGCUCAAAAGGUGGCUAUAAGUAGUAAGUCUUCUAAGUACACAUCUGGGUAAAGAUUGCAUUCACUAUCAUCAUACUAGCUCGUCUGAGAGACCAACUCAGUCCCCUACAAGAAAAAAAACUGAGUCAGAUGGAUCCCCAGUCAGAGUCUCCAAAAUAAGCAUUAAAUUUCUGCAUCACAUUGAAAAAGAAAAGAGAGAGAGAAACACAAUAAAAUGACAGAGAACUUCGAACACAAUCUGCUAUUCUUUUCUUUCCUUUUUCUUAUUUCUCCAGAUCACAGAAACAAACUCUGACAUCUGCAUAAUGAAUUUUUAAAUUUUUUUAUUAGAAAGCAUCAACCUAGAAGAGUUGUCUGAUUCUUGAACUUCAUAUGUAAUAUCAUCUUGGUUUGAAAACUGCAUCAUAAGAAGCUCAAUUUUAGCA
This is a messenger RNA of Macadamia integrifolia, 1239 nucleotides long. Its product is annotated as protein indeterminate-domain 16-like. The transcript has a single exon. The record is from RefSeq and is a predicted model, not a curated record. Gene Ontology annotation, biological process: gravitropism. NCBI's taxonomy places the organism in Eukaryota, Viridiplantae, Streptophyta, Magnoliopsida, Proteales, Proteaceae. Gene Ontology annotation, cellular component: nucleus. The coding region runs from base 187 to 795 and encodes 202 amino acids.